Jaculus jaculus (lesser Egyptian jerboa) is the source of this 525-nucleotide messenger RNA. RefSeq names its product small integral membrane protein 15-like. NCBI's taxonomy places the organism in Eukaryota, Metazoa, Chordata, Mammalia, Rodentia, Dipodidae. The coding region runs from base 279 to 509 and encodes 76 amino acids. The record is from RefSeq and is a predicted model, not a curated record. The transcript has a single exon.
AACAGGGAAGGCAGAGUAGAUAUCUCAGCUCCCGGCAUGAGAACAAAGCAGAAUAAAAUAAAAAUAAAAAGAAUUUCUGAGUUACAUCUCAAAAAGUGAAGGUCUGGCGGCUUCCGCCGGGGCUGCUUCCCAUGUGGUGAAUUAAAUCCUCUCAGAAGUGUAUUGUACAACUAAAGACAACGACCACGGAUCAUCUGAGAUUGUUUGGCCUACUGAUAAGCCCAGGAAAAGAAUAGAGAUCACUACUCAAGCAGAAGUUUCCUAAGACUGUCACAAAAAUGUUUGACAUAAAGGCGUGGGCUGAGUAUGUAGUGGAAUGGGCUGCAAAAGACCCAUAUGGCUUCCUUACAACAGUCAUGCUGGCUCUCACUCCACUCUUCCUAGCAAGCGCUGUCCUGUCCUGGAAAUUGGCCAAGAUGAUUGAGGCCAAGGAGAAAGAGCAAAAGAAGAAGCAAAAACGUCAAGAAAAUAUUGCCAAAGCUAAACAACUAAAAAAAAAAAAAGAUUGAAGGAAUGGAGAGGUUG